This is a messenger RNA of Suillus plorans, 543 nucleotides long. RefSeq lists its product as uncharacterized. The transcript is spliced from 3 exons. Bases 1 to 543 code for a protein of 180 amino acids. The record is from RefSeq and is a predicted model, not a curated record. Lineage: Eukaryota; Fungi; Basidiomycota; Agaricomycetes; Boletales; Suillaceae.
AUGACCUCCUCCAACACCGAUAAUGCAGCGUCCAUUGACGGUGAUUCAGGUUCAAGCGCUGAUUCGCUUGCUGCACUCUUUUCGCAGUUGAACGUCAAUGAUAACAGUACCGUCGCAUUGACUUCCGCCCUCCGUGAGAUCGUGCAAAAUGCAGUUAUCGCUGCUCUUCAAGAAGUAGCCGCAGCUACUACUAGAGCUCCUGCUUUAGUACGACCCUCUGCUGCCACAAUACCUGCUUCUUCCACCACGGCACCACUGGUAGCUGCUGCUGCUACCCCGGCCAAUGCUGCCGCUACUGCUACCACACUUCUGACGAGGACUCACCAUGGUGUGACGUACUAUAUUCCUCAUCCAAGUGCCUGCGGCCCUUUCUACUGGGUCAACCGUGGCCGUCAUAUUGGCGUCUUUGCGACUUGGCAGGGGACGUCUACACACGUAACUGGAGUGAGCCGCGCAUCCUUUUCCAAAAUUCACUCGGUCGCCGAGGGUAUUAGAUUGGUCACAGAAGCCAUUGACCAUGGGGAGACUGAGAUAAUUCCUUAA